Molecule: messenger RNA, 5541 nt
Organism: Falco peregrinus (peregrine falcon)
Lineage: Eukaryota; Metazoa; Chordata; Aves; Falconiformes; Falconidae
Gene: EPM2A
Product: EPM2A glucan phosphatase, laforin
Exons: 3
Coding region: 3349-3879 (176 amino acids)
Biological process (GO): protein dephosphorylation
Cellular component (GO): cytoplasm; nucleus
Molecular function (GO): carbohydrate phosphatase activity; protein tyrosine phosphatase activity; protein tyrosine/serine/threonine phosphatase activity
Source: RefSeq, a predicted model, not a curated record
CUCUGAAGGGAUUCCAGCACUCUGUACAUGUGCAUAUGCUGCCAUGUGAAUCACAAGGCCACCUUGCAAUAAACUGUGCUUUCCAAUUAUGUGAUUUUCAUGAAUAUGUGCUUUUGUUUCUGAAGCACUGGAAUGUAUUUCUGUUGGAUUUGAAACGCUUUAUUUUGAAAAGUGGAUUUAUCUUUUAUUAUUUUCACAGUCUAGAUUUCUAAGCAGCUGCUAAUAAGUAAACUCCGAAAGAGGAUAAAAGAUAUAUUUACCAACAAUUCCUGGAACUUCUUGAGCACUAACUUAAAAGUUCAUCUCUACUGGUUUAAGUCAAUUUUGUUAAGAUGCUUUAACUUAAAGGUGCCAGCAGUGGCAUCAUUCCCAUUGCUAAGCAUUAGUGUUAGAAAUUCUCAUUCCUAAUGCCAAGAGAUUCAUGGCUCAUUAUGAUCUGGCUUAGUUUAGUAGCCUGUUGUUCUUGUGUUUCCGAGUAUUUGUUCUAAUUCAAAACAAAUGGGAUUGCUGGCAACUGAACAGAGACAUAUGUAGGAAGUAACAAUUGGCAACCGUGAGUGCAUGAGGCAAGAUUCUAUAAUUGGAGCAUUUAGGUAUUAAUCCACACAAGCCAAUGGACGAGUCCUUUCCAGGUUGUUCUGUACAAGCAUUGGAACCGGAUUCUCUUCUCAGGCUGUAUUUUUGUAGUUGGCAUAUCGCUUGGUUCAGAUAAUGUUUAUACAAAUGAAAGUACGAGAAGAGUCAUUCCCUACAAAGGCAAACCCUGCUUUCUGCUGCGUGCAGUGUGCUCCUUAGGCAGCAAUAGAAACCUUGCGUGUAUGUUUGAAAAUAAAGUCUGGCUAAAUCCUGUAAGGCUAGAUCUGGACACCCUGCCCUACAAGGAAUUGGCGUGCUUGUGAAUGAUUGCUUUCUUACCUUCACAGUAGAAAUACAUAGUGAAAUAUGACAUAUUUCCCUUUGAAUACAGGGAGCGUUAAAUUUUAUCUUCCACAAUUUAGUUUUGGCCAUGUACAUAAAGUCUUGUGUGACCAAGUUAUUUUAGAUCAUAUCUAGAGUAGCGAUAAAACAGAUUAUAAAAAAAUGUAUAAGAUAAAUUUAUUUGCUGUAAGUUUUUUAAUGGAGCGAAGUGAAUGAGAGGGGAGAAAAGUGUAUAGUAUGUUUUUUCCCCGUAUAGAUUCAAAUGACCUGCAAGCUUAAUGAGAGCAAUUUUGUUGAAUUUAUUGGACCAUACACACUUACCUAGAGAGCAAAUUAGAUAAAUUUGAUCUGUUGUUGUGUCAGAAGAACAAAGAUGGUUUAAAAUCCCUUUUGCACUUCCAUUUCCUAAGUGGGAACAAGUCUGGAACAUGUUCUAGUCCUGGCAUGGAAGAGAUCAGCUGUGUCAGGCUGGUUUAUCUCAUCAGUAAUUGGCCUUUGAGGUAAUUUAUGCGAUCCCUGUUCAUAGGGACAUGCUGUCUCUUUUGUGUUGCCUUCUUCACAGGAACUUUGUGGUCAGGAGAUAUCCCACAAAAAAGAAUGCCCAAGGUUGCUUGUUAGGAGAACUUUACAUCCUCUUUGCAUCACAGCAGGAAUGGGAAUAGCAAAUUUGGUUUUGCAAACUCAUUUAAAAUACAAAAUGAUGUAACAGUCUUUUUUGUUUCUGUGUCAGGGUUUCCUUGACAGAAGAUUACGCCUUUGUCACAAACUGCAGUGAAAAGCAGAGAUACCUGGGCUAACCUGGAAUGAAUGAGGGCAUUUGCCACAGGCUAUGUAGCUUUUACGACACUGGAGUUGGAGCAAAAUAAAUUGGCUUGCAAGAAGCUCUGUGCUACAUAACUCGACUGCUUCUGUUAUCUGAGAUAGACUGCAUAGUUAAAUUAAGACUGAGAAGGAGGAUAUAUUACUGUUUGUAAAAGACAUUCAGGAAUAAGUACAAAGGAGGGAGAAGAAUUAUUGAAAUUGAACCUGCUUUAAGAUCAAAUGGAUAUUAAUUGCUUCUGAAUGAAUUUAGAGUGUAAAUUAGAACAAGGUUUUUGACAUCAAGGGAAUGAUGUCUGAUAUCUGGCAUGGCCUUUCAAAUAGGGCAGGGAGGAAAAGGAACCUAAAUUAUUUCAAGAUGGAUCUUGAUAAAUUAAUAUAGGUAGUGAUCCCAGAGAUGGAAAUUAAAGUUUGUGAUUAUAAUACCAUAGAUCAUAGGCUCAAAGAGACCUCAGAAAGCAUCCAGUCCAUUUCCUUGCUCCAGCUUAUUCUCAAUUACCUUUAAAUCAUCCUAGGCUUAUCCAGCCUGAUCUUAAAUAUGAUCUCAUCUGAUGAGACUCUGCUGCCCUGUUACUCUUCCAUUCAAUCACUAGUCCAACCAUUAAAAAGCUUUCCUAAUCUCAACUUAAGCCUUCGUAGCACAAUUUAAGUUAAUUUCUUCUUGUCCUUUCCACAGCAGACUUGGAGAACAAAUUAGCAUCCUGCCCCUUUAUAGCCAUCUCUUAUGUUCUCGGAAACUCCUGUCCCUUUUCCCAGAAUCACGGAGUGGUUGAUGGAAUAUCUCAGUGUUUUCAUUCUGAUAUUAACCCUCAGUUCUUCAAGUCUUUUCCCUGAAAACUUGUCUUCUAGAUCUCUGAUUGUUCUCAUACUCUGUGCUGGGCUCUCCAGGUGUUUCUCUUCCUUCUUCCCAUUCCUCCUGAUGAUGGUCUACCAGUACUGAAUGCAACAGAAGGAUUAUUUUGUGACUCUCGGGCAUAGUGCUACUGCUUAUUUAUCCAAGUUUUAGUGUCAUUUUUUCAAUGUGGGGUGUGGUUUACCUCCCAGUCGUCUAGGGGUUUUUCAUUAAAUACAUUCACUGCUGUGGCAGGGUAUAGGAUGUUAGAAAUGCCCUUGAUCUCUGCAGCUGUCUUUAUGAGAUGCUUUUGUGAGUUGCUUCUAAUAAAUCUCUUAUGCUCCUUGACAGGGAAUGUUUGAGGUUACUGUGGAAGGGGGAGGGGGGCUGUAAACAGAAAGCUUUGUGGAUCCAUCUAGACUAAGCUUCUGUUAUGUGAUUGACUUUGAUUCUACUUAGGUGGAUACUUCUUAUCCUGUAUCCCUGGUGCAGUCAAAGCUGGGACAAUCCAUAAAGCAGACGUAGCCUACAGGCCUCCCCGCAGUUGGAAUCCACAAGAAGGUUAUGAAUGAAGAGCUGUGCUGUGUUUAGGCAUUGGCGGGGUUGCUCCUUGCCUCCUACCCUGAAGAGUGCACCAUACUACCUGCUGUAAAUGCAGAUUGCUGGGUGAAGGAGGGACAAACAAGCUCUUUUGUGCCAUCAAGCUGAUGCUAUGGAAAUCUCUUUCUAAGACAGCAAAAUCUGAGGGCACUGUACCACUGGAACUGCUUUGUGGCUGAAUGUCUGGAAUUCUGCCAAACAUCUGGCUGGGAAGUUGCCCUCGGCAGCUGGAGCAUGUGACUGUCAAGCUGAAGCACGAGCUGGGUGUUACCGCUGUGAUGAACUUCCAGACCGAAUGGGACAUUGUUCAGAAUUCCUGGGGCUGCAACCGCUACCCGGAACCCAUGAGCCCUGAAGUCCUUAUGAAACUGUAUAAAGAGGAAGGGCUUGCCUAUGUCUGGAUGCCAACCCCAGACAUGAGCACUGAAGGAAGAAUACAGAUGUUGCCACAAGCUGUCUGCCUCUUGCACGGGCUACUGGAGAACGGACACACUGUCUAUGUUCAUUGCAACGCUGGUGUUGGCAGGUCUACGGCUGCUGUCAGUGGCUGGCUGAAGUACGUGAUGGGAUGGAGCCUGCGGAAAGUGCAGUACUUCUUGGCUUCCCGGAGACCGGCUGUCUACAUAGACGAGGAAGCUCUGAAUCGUGCUGAAGAUGAUUUCUACCAGAAAUUUGGGCAUCUUCGUUCCUCAUGCAAAAUACAAGAGUAGAAAAGCAGAAGAGGAAAAGGAAGGUGAAGAGGAAUCCUUACAUUUGAACCCCAAGGACUUAGAAAUCAUGAGUCAGACGCCCGCCUCUCCUCUUCAGUUUAUAAACUCCUCGUAGAAGUCGUGAGAAUUUUGUUUCAAAAUUGCCUUUGAGGGUUUUUUUAUUUGCUUUCUUUAAGCUGAUAUGAUUUAUUUUUUCAAGCCUUUCGUUGUAAGUAUGAGACCUAGAAACUCUGCAAAGGGAAACUUAAGAUUUUCUUUUAACUGCUUGCCUACAGGACCUGAGUUUUCAGGGUAGGCCUAAGACUUGAGAUGAAAUGGUUAGACUUAGCAAUAUUCAGUGUCAAGAAAGAAAAGGCAUUUUCACAAAAAUGGAUACAAAGGUUGACUGGAUUAAGGUUCAGGCUAGGAUGGAGCUGAUCAUCGUCAAAGCUGCUCAGUUAUUUUAGGUGGGAGCGUACAUUAUUGAAGUCUUCUCUAGUAAUUUGGUAGACAAGUGGUAUUAAUGAGAAAAACCAGAAAGAAACUGAUUUCUCAACUCAGUUUCUUAAACAAAAAGCUAAUGUUUAAUGCAGUGAACUAAAAUUUGCUCUCUUUGCCUAUCUAGUUAAUGUUAAAUAUUAGACGUUACAGCUAUGUCCUGUUGUGACAUCGGGGUUAUGCUAGGAUGUAGCAUGGGGAGAGGAAACAGCUCCACUUACUGCAGUAUUACUGUUUUACAGGGAAGGACUACUAUUUAUUCGUUAUCCUAGGCUGUGAGACCUCUAAGUCAAAGAUACAUUUUGCUCUUCUAGUCCGUGCAGUGCUGUAGGGUGGGCUCCCUAGGUGCCAAGUCAAUCUAAGCCGUAACCACUGGGCUACAACAGGACCUAUAGGAACUGUGUGAUAAGCCUCUGCACAUGCCUGGCACCACAGCCUCUGUGUUGCUGACCUAGAUUAAUUUCUUCACUAUAGCAAAAGUCUCUCCUUGUGCAAGCACUGUGUGGGUGUUCACAGAUGCUAGAUUUCACUGACUGAAGCUAAUGCUGGGCUGUCUCUGGAAUGAAUGAAGCCAAUACAUUCAUCUACAGAAGGAAAGGGCAACUCUGAGGAGGGUUUCUCAGGAGCUUACCCUCAGCAGGCUAAUGUUGGCUUUGUGGGUGAUCCUUAGUGUUUUCUGGUGCUGCUUAGUCCCUUAGCUGAACUAAGCAGUGGCACCAACAGCUUCCAGCCCUGCUCAGGUAAAACCAGUCUGCUGUGGGUUCAGCCCAAGAGAGAAGGGAGAGCAAGAGUUUACUAAGGAACAGAGGAUGAAGGAUGCAUAAACAUUAAGAAAUCUAAUUUCUAUAGGCUUAUUCUUCAGUGAAAACUCUUUUUUUUUUUCCAGCCAACUUGUUCCUCUAAAGACCUAGUCAGUGCCAGAGUAGUUUAGUUGAUAUAUAUUGAUUAUCUGAACGCUUAAUGGAGAAACUAGUAGGUAUGAACUGUUUAUGGAGAAUGUCCAGAAUAAUAUAAUACAUUUUAUUUAUCCUAUACUUCAAUCAUCUUCAAAAGGAAAAACAUUUAUUUAAGUUAUAUGUGUGGUUUUGAUCAUGACUUUGUUUCUGACUUUUUUGAAAUAACACUGCUGUUUAGAAAAUGGAUGAGAAGAGUUCUCUAUUAAAUAAAAACAUAAUGACAAUCCCA